CGGGGUUUAAGGGUUUGAGAUUCACGGAGAAUUGACGUAUAUGCUGUCCUCAGGGCGUAUGUCUUAUUAUCAGCAUUGGUCGUGACGGAGCGAUUCUGUAACAGGUGAUGCGCAAUAGUAAUGGUGAUGUUGUUAGCUAAGGCAUGCUGCUUGCUAGCUCGCUAAACGGGUGCUCGCUAAGGUUGGUGUGUGUGAGGUAACUGGAAUAGUCGGCCAGCUUGCUUGGGAACGAGGAACAGAACCACUCAAGUGCUGUGCUCUCGGAGACGGCUCAGAAAAAUCACACGAUCAUGAACAUGUCAUCAUGAUAAGUGACCUUGAACUCUGCACAUGCUGAAACCAAUGAGUGGAAAAGAUACAUCUCUGCAGUGACCGAGCGUGAAGCAAAAGCUCCUUCUGACCUCAUCUUGCACGACAUAGGCCUGUUUGUCUUGAAACAAGUCAGGCUUUGAGCCAAUACCAGAGAUGCCCGUGAGAAGGCAUCCCUACAGGCUGCCGCCUAGCUAUGCCAACUGAAAGCACCAGACAACUGCAUCUCUUGUUUAAAAGGAUGUACUGCUGAUUGGAUGCAAAAUCUCAUUCCUCUUCCACCUCUCCAAAACAUUAUUCACGUUGAGUGUGUGCCAGCGUGUACAGUGAAUUAUGGUGACCAAAAAUGGUGCUUGAAUGUGGCAUCCUGGUGCAGAGUAUGCUAAAAGGGGUGAGGCUCUCUCAGAAAAGUAUAACAGCCGACUGAUAGUCUGCUGCCGAUAAUGGAUGCCAAGUUAAAAGAGGACCUGUUUCGAAGGUAUGUGACGGCACUGGAGAGGCGUCUGGAGGAUGGAGAGGAACACACAGGGAUUGGAACUGCACCAGAGGGGGACAGAGGGAGACACAAGGACAGUGAGGCCCUACUCUCCACAGCCACAGCUCUGCUAGGAGCCUACCAGCCAGAUCCAGGACAGCGUUUCCGGAUGGUGCGCUUCUAUGAAGUGGUGGAGAAUUCUCUCCGCUGCCAGAGAGGGGGCAACAUCAAGAGCUUGGAGAGAGCCUUCCACACACUGGAAACCAUCUGCACCAACCUCCUGCUCUUCCCCUGGAAGAAGGAGUUCAGAUGUAUAAAGACCUUCACUGGCCCAUAUGUGUACCAUCUGCAGUCUGCCAUUUCUGAUGCUGAACUCCGAACUCUAAUGCGCACCAUCGGCUACGCCUGUGACCAUGACUCGCAGUUCCAUUUGCAGGAGCACCCAGGAGGCGCAAAUCAUCUCCGGCAGUUGGCAUUUGAACUCUUCCUGGCCCAGGCAGAGUGUCGUCUUCUGGGAGAGGUAGUGGCUCUGGCCCGUGGUUCGGCCUCAGAGCUGGAGGCCCUGGAGCUCCGCAGAGGUUGCAGAGAUGAUGCAGCUGGCUGUGCCGAGGCACUCCGCAGACGCGACAGCCUUGGGGCGGAUAUGGCUCGGCUGUCUGUGCGGCCGGUGGAUAUAGAGAGGCCUCAUGCCCACCACCUGAGGCGAGGAAGCCGACCGUCUAAGUCUGUGGAUGUUACAGAUGGGGCUGGUCACUGGCACGCAGCGGUUACUAAGCCUGUCUUGAAGGCCUCAUUGAGUCUGCGGAAGGAGCCUCUGUUUGUGGAUGCGGAAGAGGAUAUGAAGGACGAAAUCAUCAGGCCCAGCACCUCAGCAUCUCUCUUCUCUGUGGCAGCUCCACCUUCCUACAGCCCUGUUGCAGAUUUCUUCCCAAUUCAGUCACCUCCCCCUGCUGAUGCUUACACAUCCUACCACCUGUCCUCUUUGGAUGAGAUUGACCUGUACACAGAGAGGGGUGUUGGGACGGGAGGAAGGCAGACCCCCUCUCGACCUCCAUCCAGAGAGCCUCGGGAUGCAAGGGAUGCAUGGCUGCUAAAAGCUCAUGGUAGUGUGAAGUGUCAGGGCUGUGGGCUGGGCUGCUCCUCUAUGGCCUCCUGCCAGAGGUGUGACAUGAUCCUCUGUGCUGCCUGUCACGAUGUGGACCCCUCCCCUUGCUGUGGCCUCCAAGACUACCACCCCAAAUCCCCACGACCCCUUGAUGGAUACAUUCCUGUCAAGGAAAAGCUCUCUGUCUACUCAAAUACUCACUCCCACUCCCAUCUCCAUCCGCACCCCCUGACACUGACCCACUCACACUCUCACCCCCACCCUCAUCCCCAGAUGGUGGAGAAACCCCUCAUGUCCACUAAGCUGUUUGCAAGCAAAUCUGUUGCCUUGACAACGCCAAAGGGAGGCAGCAGUGAGCGACUAAGCAUGGGUGGAUCGCGAUGCGGGUUUUGCAACAAGCCAGGGGCAUCACACACCUGUGUGAACUGCUCUAAGGUGUCAUGUGACUCGUGCAUGGGCUUGUAUGCAAAGGAUAUUUGCACGCGAAAGAAUCCCCAGCACAGCUUUGUGCCCAACCAUCAGCUUAACUUCAAAUCCGGCACCAUAUCUCACCUGGUGUACCGAUGAAUCAGGCAGACAGAAUACGUUUCUCCCUUCUAGUCCUUUCCCUCAACCCGCUGCAUAGUCUUGCACUAUUGCUUUAGCUCUGUUCCCGUUUAAACAGCUCAUUCACUAGCUUCCCCUUUAUCUGAUGGUCUUUUGCUCUCUAACCCUCUCUUGAACUUUGUACAUUUUCUCUUACUGUCAGUAGGGCCCUGGAAUGCACAUGCCACAGAGAGCCAUAUCGUCUGCCCAUCUCUCUGCCUUGUACAAGUUCAGGCCUUUAUCUAUUUCUUCUUCCUUUUACCUUGCUACCUGCUCUUGAGUAGUCAUGUGAUGUUGUAGCGCUUCCCCAAUUCCUCAAAUUUUGUCCUCCUCAAAAGGGAAACUGGAGAAAAGGGAGUUUAAUUCCUUCUCAUUUUGAAUGAAUUCCGUCCAAAUGAACAUAUAUACUUUACCUAACUUCUCAGCUAAAAAUUCCUCUAAUAUAUAUAAAUAUAUAUAUAUAUAUAUAUAUAUACAGUAUAUAUGUGUGUGUGAGAGAGAGAGUGUGGGUGUGUGCGCGCGCGUGUGUGUCUAGAGAAGACCUCUGAGCUUGCAUUGUGACACAGGAGAUCUUUUUAAACUUGAAGAAUAGUAGGGAAAAACAGAGAAAACAUACACUGGAAGUCAAUAAGUCAAUAGUAUAUAUUUUUAAUCUCUAUUCUCUAGAACAAUGUGAGACUGUUAAAUGGGCAUGAGGUCUGGCAUUGGGAUUUUUGGGGUAUAAAGUUAUGUUUGUGGGUGCGGGGUGGGAUAUAUCUCAAAGAGACAUAUUGAGACAAUGGUCAGAUGCCAUAUAUUCUAUUUAAAAGAUUAUGCCUUGUAAAUUAACCCUCAAUUGUUUCUGGUUAUGUGACUGAGGUUUCAAUGCUGCUGUUGACUUGAGACAUUGAAGAUGUGUGGCGUUAACUUCUUUCUGGUAAAUAGCCUGUUGAGUUGUGUCAGUUCCAAGUCCCCCCCCCCCCCCCCCCACCCCUCCUCCUCGUUCCCUUUCAUUACACUCCUUAAGCCGCCAUAGUCCAUGAUGUUGUAGUUCACCCUUACCAGAUCAGUCAUUCCCUGUCAGUCUCAGGUGGCGUCACAGGAAGUCUCACGCUGGGCCACAAAUCAAGUGAUAACGGUUCUCUGACAGUGUGUGAGCCUAUCGAUCGAUCUUAGACAGUAUGAAAGUGUAUACUCUGACACGGUUUCUGUCUACCUCAAAUGGCUUCAGCUUGUACACCUAGUUUGACAUUGUGGUUUCAAACUAGCCCGACUGGUGUUUUAGCUGAAUAGAAAACAUCUCCUCUUACAAUGAUCUGAUUUAGUCACUUUUAAAGGUUAGCAGAGGUUAAUCAUUUAACGAGAUAAUCCCGGGCUUUGUCAUCUGAACGACGGAACAAGGUUUUCUGUCUGGUAGCUGUUUACAGUGUCUGUAUGCGCAGGAUGUGGACACAAAAACAUGAACACCUGUGGAUUAUAAAUCAAUUCAAUACAAUGGCACUGUUGUGAAGCUCAAACUGUAAAGGAUGUUUGAAACGGUCAGAAAGGUGCUGAUAGUUUCAUGGCAAUUACUGAACCUGGAAGUUGUGGUAGAGUACUGGAUUGCACUGCAAAGUAAAGCUAAAUUCACACUACAUGACUUUCAAAAUUCUCAGAGCGCCAUACUGUUCACACUACAUAACUUGCUGUCCUGUAAUCAGCAGUCUUGAAGUCAUUAUGCUUUUCACAUUAUAUGGGGGUCACACACUACAAGAUAUUUCACUAGGAGAAAUCCCCAAUGAGUGUCAUGGGUCGACCCACAACCUGGGGUUGGUGGGAUGCUUACUCAAACUAUCAAAGUCAAAAAGUGGCAAAAUCCCUGACAGGUUGAGAUAUUUAGGGUGCUAGAUAUCUGGUAAGCAUCUGCGGCGCAUCGACGGUUCACGCAUACAAUGAGCGCCGAGCCAACGCUGAUUUGCUUAUGAUCUGGGGCUUUUGUUGGAGAGCUCCAAAAACCUGUCAGUGAGCCGAAAAUCAGGGAUAAAGUCGUGUAGUGUGAACGAGUCAUUAGUCGUCUCUGUUUUUUCACCAUUGACAAAAGACAGAAACCACUUAUAAUAUGUUGCAGUUCAGUACAACACCCCCUCAGACUGUGGGCUCACAGAGAUGAACAGAUGCCUUUCUGAUACAAAGUUAAUCACAUUUAAGAUAAGAAAAGACUUAAUUAAUCCCAUAUUGGGAAAUUGACGCAUUACAGCAGCUUAACAGUCAGAAGCAAGAAAAAAAGAAAGCGAUAUGCAAGUUAGAUCAAAUUAAAAAGUAAAAUACAAAAUCUAUGUCCACCAUUCAUAGUUGCAAUAUAGUUAUUGUUGCUAUUUAUUACAUGGCGAUUGCACUAUACUGUCACAGGGAUUCAUGUUGUGUCUACCUGCUUGUACAGCGCAGUUUUCGCCAAUGUGUAAAGUUACUUUUUUAAGACCCUGACAGCCCUCUUUAAGGCCCUUGAUUUGGAGUGAUUUGGUGCAUGAGGUUAGCUGGCGUUUCCUCAAGCAAGCCACUGCCAUUUGCUGUGGACAUUUCAUUAAACUCAUUUAUAGAUAUACUUUAAAGGGCUGGGGUUGUCGUGGGUAAGUAAACUCUGCUAACAUGUAAACCAUCAUAAAUUUAGAUGGUACCUUUAGUGAUUAGGCUCCGAUUCUCCAUGUAAGAUGCUGUAUAUUGCAGCUGAUAGUCACCAAGGGCUAAUUUUAAAUCACAUUUCAUAUUAUGUAAAAGUCUGGGUUAUUUUGACCGAGCGUUGAGGCAACACAAGCCUUCACGUUCUGUCAGGAAUAACCUCUAAAUGCCUUAAGCUCAUUUAUAUGUCUUAUCAAGUACUUUGAGUUUUGUUGUCAUUGACAUUGUUUCAUGUCUUACCAGCCUGUAGGUUAAACAUUAACACGGUUUUGCCAGCUACAUGUACUAAAUACAUAGCUUGAUCUGUGACAACUAAGGACGGAGUUCAGAGUGAUUCAGAAAUACAGACGACUAUGGAUUAACUACAACACAGGGUGUGUAAGACGGAGCGUAUUGAACCAUGCAUAUUAACAGAGUUAUGCAGCAACUCGCACAUUGUAGACCAAUAUAUACACUAUGUUCUUACAGGGGUUGAUGUCUGUAAUAGUAACCAUGUUUUGCCUGGAAGGAAUUUUGUUUUGCUUACAGAUAUUACCUGAACACACGCUUGGUUACAGGGAAUGAUGUCUGAUCUCAUGCUUCUGUUCAUUCCUUCCCUUUAAAAUUAUUUUUUUUGUCUUUGUCAUGUUAAAUAACAUAAAGAAGGGAUCUUUUGAUACCGUUUGCAUGUAGCUUAAGGAUUCUGUAAGAGAUGUUCUUGGGUCAACGUUAGCUAAUCACAGAAGUCUUGAUUGACCUUAGGGGAGGUGUGCAAUCGUUCUGUUUUUCAUUGAAUGAAGCCUUUCGAAAUACUUUGAAUAUUUAUCAUAGAUAUAUUUCCAUUGAGUCUGUUCAUCGCAAAUCAUACCAGCAACUAAGAUGACUUUCCGAAGUAUUGAGCCAUGUUGCAAGAGUGAUCAUAUUGCCAAAUGAAGAACAAAUAUUGGAGUAGAAAACAAAAUCCUGUCGCUCGCCCAGAUGUACAGUUAAUGUAACAUAAAUCUGUGGUUCUGCUAAAGUUAAGUGUCUGUAGAUGUUGGCCUUUUAAAGAAGCCUAGAAAGAGAAUCAUCAACAUAGACACCUACUCGCACACCAUGGGACGUGGAUUUGACUCGGAUCAGCUGACUGAUCAUUUGUGUAGGUCACUACAAAGGGCUAAACAGUCUUCAGGGCUGCUGCUAAGUUUGUGGGCACUGUUUUAAUCUUUUAGAGAACAACUGACUUGUCGUAGGCGAAUAUCUAACGUGGAGCUCACUUUACAUUCAUCAGUGGAUGUGAAUAACUGAUGUUGGGAAGAAAAGAAAACAAAAGAGCUAUUUUUAUUUAGUGUCAUGGAAUACAUUGAGCCAUUUGAACAUGAUUGGUUUAACCCACACCAGACACACUCAAGUCAUUGUGGAAGUCAAUACUCCCUUUACCUCUUUGUGUGGUUAUCUUACUGAUGUUAACAGUGGUGUUGUAGUUAGGCAGCCCCUUUACCAUUCCCUAUUUCCCUAACCCUUUCUUGGCAUGCUCUGUACAAGGCCCAAACCCAUACCUCUUCUCCCUCUUCUCCCACUGUCUCCCCUCUCUCCCCCUCCCCCCCUCCACCUUGGCACUGAGGAUCAUUGCACAAUGUCUAUGUGAAGGGGUAUGGACCUUACGAUCAAUAUGUGGGCAUACAUGGGGGUGGAAAGGGAAAAUAGCCAAAAUUGUUAAUCGGUAAAAAUAUAUAUAUAUAUACAUAUAUAUAUUGAAACGUAAAUGAGAUUUUAUAAAAUAAUUUAAAGAAUAAAAUUCUGAAAAAAAAAAAAAAAAAAA
This is a messenger RNA of Epinephelus lanceolatus (giant grouper), 6888 nucleotides long. RefSeq names its product spermatogenesis associated 2 (gene spata2). Gene Ontology annotation, biological process: regulation of necroptotic process; protein linear deubiquitination; regulation of tumor necrosis factor-mediated signaling pathway. The record is from RefSeq and is a predicted model, not a curated record. Gene Ontology annotation, cellular component: cytoplasm. Lineage: Eukaryota; Metazoa; Chordata; Actinopteri; Perciformes; Serranidae.